Molecule: messenger RNA, 1953 nt
Organism: Colletotrichum tamarilloi
Lineage: Eukaryota; Fungi; Ascomycota; Sordariomycetes; Glomerellales; Glomerellaceae
Product: C-type cyclin
Exons: 3
Coding region: 1-1953 (650 amino acids)
Biological process (GO): regulation of transcription by RNA polymerase II; positive regulation of DNA-templated transcription, elongation
Cellular component (GO): cyclin/CDK positive transcription elongation factor complex; nucleus
Molecular function (GO): cyclin-dependent protein serine/threonine kinase activator activity
Source: RefSeq, a predicted model, not a curated record
AUGAAGUCCCCCGGAAUCAUUCCUGCUGGAAUGACUGCUCUCAACGGAUACUAUGUUCCUACCAAUCCUUCGAUUCCCGGAACCUCAGAGAUCAAACAAUUCGACUUCACGGUUGACGGUCAUCCCAAGUUGAUUAGAGUCUUGCAUCGACAAGACCGGUCCGUUGAGCCGCCCCGCUUCCGGCUCCGAGUCGUGGAGCACCCCAACUGGGUGACACGGUCCGUGCGCAAAAGAAAGGUCGACUGGAACGCCGCGGUGGACGCAGGUCCAGCACCGUUCACCCACCCCACCGCGACUCUGCCGGACAUCUACAAGGCAGUUUUGGAGACCCUCGGACGCGAAAUCUCGGAGGCUACGCUGGAACAGAUCAACAACCUCCACAAAGACGACACCACUCUCGACCUGCCCCUCGAGGGAGAUAAGGUCUGGUUCGAUGACUAUAGCUGGAUUCAGCUUCCCAUUAAGCGUUCUUCGUACCUAGCCAUCGACCCAGACGACGACGGUGACUCUGACGACACCGGCACCGUAGGCGACAACGACCGGUACCUCGACUGCGAUUUCGAUUGCGGCGACGCUUUCGCGGACGAGAACGAGAAGACAUUGCAGGGCGAUUCUGACACGGCUGGCAAAGAUUGUGACGGCGACUAUACAAUGGCUCCCUCCGGCCCCAAGGCGCAGAGCGUUGCGCAGAGUGCUGCUGCCACGAACAACUCAGCACUGGCCGCCGAACCCGCGGCUGCUAAGGGUCCGCACCCUGGACAUAUGCAGGUGUCUUGCCAGUUCACGAGCGAGCAGAGAUUGAGACGCAUGCUGCGAGACAACAAGAGCGAUCCAGCUAGGGAGGAUAGCUACCGUCUUCAGGGAGUGCAGCUCAUCGAUAACGUCCGCACCAUGCUGCGCGUCCCUAUCAAGACGUUUGACACUGCUUGUGUCUACUUCCACUGGUUCAGACUCUCGUUCCGCGACGCCGAGUACAACUACUCAGAUGCUGCCAUGGCUUGUCUCUUCCUGGCCUGCAAGGUUGAGGACACCAUCAAGAAGUCCAAGGAGAUCCUGUGUGCUGCGUACAACAUUAAGAAUCCCGAGCACCCCACGACCCAGGACGAUAAGAUGUUCGAACAGCCCUCCAAGAUCAUCAUCGGCCUGGAGCGCCUGGUCCUUGAGACCGUCGGUUUCGACUUCCGCUGCCGCUACCCCCAGUCCGCUUUGCUGAAGGCAACCAAGAAGAUCCUGGGUCCCCAGUCCAAGACCGUCUUCGCUACCGCCAUGGAGAUGAGUGUCGACCUGUACAAGACCUUUGCCCCAGUCAAACAGACAACCUACGCCCUGGCUCUUGGUCUUCUAGAGCUCAGCGCCCGCCUCCUCGGUCAAGGCGUCGACAAGGUAGAGAAGAUUAACUACGCAGACUUCCACACGACGCGCCAAAACGUCGUCGAGACGGUCCUCGACCUCCUCGACCUCUACACCCAACACGGCAAGUCCACCAAGCUCGGCGUUCAGUUCGACCUCAACAAAUUCAUCGAGGUCAAGAUCGUCAUCAACAGCGAGGUCGACAACACUCCAGGCCUCGUGCGCUACGCCCACUGGUGCACCAACUGUGACGGCGGCGAGGACGAGAACCUCUCCAACGGCGUCUCCGUCCUCAAGAAUAUUUCCUUCUUUGGUAGCAAUUCUGCUAAGCGCAACGGGCGCAACCAGGACGGCACCAUGCGCUUCGUGUUUGACCCGGACCGCGCCCGCCAGGAGCGCAAGGAGGUCGAGGCUUACUACCGUGACGAGUAUGAAGAGUACGAGGUCGAGGUUGAGGUUCCCAUUGAGCCUGAGCAGCGCGGCGGCGGCAACAACAAUAACAACCAUAACCACCGCGAUAAGCGUCAUGAGGGCGGCGGCGGCGGUGGUUGGGGCGGUCGUCGUAACCACCAUGGUCGUGCCAAGGGCCGCGGUUACUACUGA